Gymnodraco acuticeps is the source of this 3508-nucleotide messenger RNA. It is a transcript of the gene cxxc5a, whose product is annotated as CXXC finger protein 5a. The coding region runs from base 456 to 1292 and encodes 278 amino acids. The transcript is spliced from 4 exons. Lineage: Eukaryota; Metazoa; Chordata; Actinopteri; Perciformes; Bathydraconidae. The record is from RefSeq and is a predicted model, not a curated record. Gene Ontology annotation, cellular component: nucleus. Gene Ontology annotation, molecular function: methyl-CpG binding; zinc ion binding.
GGAAAAGUCCACUUCGGUUUUUCCGCGAAGCUCCAAAAAUCUAUGAAAUGUGUUUGCAUGUUCCUCUCUGCAAGCGGGGAUGUAGAGGUGGUAUUGCAAGGACCGAGAAAGCUGGGGGAACCCACGCGUUCAGCCUCAGAGAAAGUACGCUUUUUCCAAAUUAACUGACGGCUGAGAGACGGACCCUCGGACUGUGGGAGCCCUCCCCUCGGCUCCGAUCUGCUUUGGUUUUUUUUCUGAAGGCCCAUGGAAGAACGUGGAUGAGGGCUGAGCUGUAGUGCGGGCUAAAGGCUCCGGGGCCUGCCUGUUGGCUGGUUGAUUGGACCAUUUAGGUGAGGCACCACUCUCAACGGGGGCAUACAACUGACCGAGAAAAGGUCUUUGCUCCCCCUCCUCACUCACCCCUGCCCCCUUUCCACCCUCACCUCCAACCCUAGUCACGUACGCUCUGGACCAUGUCUAGCGGGCUGUCGGAGGGGGGCCGGACAGAGGACCAGGAGCGGAGCAACAGCAAACAGGACUCUCCUGUUAUAGAGCGCAGGAACCGCUGUGGCAUCAUCAGUGAGCCCCUCAGUAAGAGCCUUAAGAAGUCCCGUACCCUCUCCCAGUACACAGCAGUCUCAUCUGCCACCAGCUAUGGACACAAGGACAAUAGUGAGACUAAGCGCCACUCGGCAAAGCCUCAACCGCCUCCGCAGCCGCAGCCCACUGUCUCUGCUCUGAUGGCAGCCAAGUUGGACCGAACCCUGGAACAGGUGCUAGAGGGACAGAAUGGCCUGCUGCACUUUGCCCAGGCAGCAGCACUUUUGAAGCGGGCCGGUAUGGAGCACAUGCUCCUGCCUGGGGGCAUGGGUAUGGGAAUUGGCGGUGGAGAUUCAGGCUCGGGGGGUAGCGAUUUGGAGGGUACGUCUGUCACGGACGCCGUAGGUGGUCCUGUUGACUUCCCAUAUGGAAUUGGGGGUGGUUUCCCCUUCAACCCGGGGCUUUUCAUCAUGACGCCGGCUGGAGUGUUUCUGGCGGACAGCGCACUACACAUGGCCGGCCUGGCCGAGUACCCAGCGCAGAGCGAGCUGGCCUCUGCUAUCAACUCCGGUAAAAAGAAGCGAAAACGUUGCGGCAUGUGCCAACCUUGCCGACGGCGAAUUAACUGCGACCAAUGCAGCAGCUGCCGGAAUCGCAAAACAGGCCACCAGAUCUGCAAGUUUCGUAAAUGUGACGAACUGAAGAAGAAGCCCUCUGCUGCUCUGGAGGUGAUGCUUCCUACAGGAGCGGCGUUCAGGUGGUUCCAGUAGGACUCCUCCACUCCUACCCCAAAGCUCUGCCAUCAAGUGCAAUGCCAACCUCCUGGAUUGUCUCCGGAAACAGACACUGGCUAAUAAACAAAACAAGCAACACAUAAAAUGAUAGAAAAAAACAACAAAAAAAACAAAGCUGAACAAAAAAAAGAAUCAAUCGGGGUAAUGGAUGUACCUGCUUAUUCCUUGAACCAAAAUGCAGCGUAAAGAAAAGCAUUAUGGCAACUUUCAUUCCCUUUUCUAUGUUUCCAUUUUGGUACCUUUUGUCCUUUUUCCAGCAGGUUUUUUUCUGCCGCUUAAACAUAGAACUGUCUCAUUGCCAGAAACAGAAAUGACGGACUGAGUGUGGACAAUCAACUAAUUUCUGUGUUUGGUGUUAAUGUUGUUCAUGUGUGGAAAGAUACAGUACUUGUGUAGAGAAUGUAAAUUUACAGCUAUAUUUCAAAACUAGUGGCUAAUGGCAAAACAUUAUCGUAAUUCUUCACCAUUAUGUUACUUAAACCCUUGUCUAUUUUAUAAUUCAUUUAGUUGAAGGGUCUAGUUUUCAGACGGAUCGAUGGGUAUCUUUUAAAGACAGACAAAAGUGACACCAUUGAAUUGUACAAGUUAAACUAAAGUGAAAAAGUAAUGUUAUGUUAGGCCAGGGGUGUCCAAACUACGGCCCGGGGGCCAACUGCGGCCCGCUGUCCAUUUUGAAUUGUCCCUCAGAAAAUUCUUGUGCUAUAAUGGAAUAUGGCCCACACCUGAAACUUGUGCUUUUCUUCGAUUGUACUUUUUUUAAUAUAUAUGUAUAGUAAACAGAUAAUACACAUUAGUAUUCCCACUUUUCAAAUAAAUUCAGUCAAUUACAUUGGAAAACAUUUUAUAUCACAUCUUAGUUGAUAAAAAAAAGCCCAAUACCUUAUUUGCAUAACAAGUAUACCCUUCCUAUUUCCCCUUAUUAUAAGCAGUCUGAGGAUUCUGUUUUAAGGAAUGAGCUGCCAACACUUUUUGCAACAACAUAAGUGAAAUGUGGGCUGUUUCUUUUCUUAACGCAAAUUCAAGUAUCAAGAAUAAUUGACCUAGAUUUGAUUGAAUUUGAUAACCUAUAACUUCACUUAUGAUGCAAUAUACCUCACCUCUAGUGAAUGGCCCAGCCCUUUGAAUAUAUUUCUGUACGUGGGCCUUAGUAAAAAAAGUUUGGACACCCCUGUGUUAGGCGGAUCUCCAGAGACUCUUCUGGGUUUGCCACUACUGUAAUCUCUUCAAUCAGCCCUCUUCUGCAACUCCAAACUUUUCCUUUAGUGAAACUGCCAGCCCAAUGUUACUCUGGCCCUACUGAGCAUGUGCCAAAACUGCUCAGGGCAAAAAACGCUAAGAAACAGCACUUGCUCUGAGUCUACCCUACUGAACGCACUGAGACAAGAUUACAUUUCUUUUUACUUUGUUGGUUAUUUGUUAUAUUUCAUGAUUUUGUUAUGUUGCUGGGUAGCUACAGCUUUUAAAAAUAACCAAUCUUUGUAUUCGUUUAGAAAAUUGGACUGGUUUUGUGAAUAAAAAGGAAUGCAUGUAUUCGUGUCGAAAUUUACAAUUCUGAUGUUUGUCUUCUUGUCUAUUUGCAUGUUGUUUCCCCCCCAAAAAAAACUGCUGGUUCGACAAAAAGAAGCUUUAAAAAUACAUUUUCCAUGAGUUUCAAAAAAAGUGUUCCCUUAUCUUUCAUAAUUGGAUGGUGUUGGAAAAUUCAUCAAAGAUUCGGACGUGAGCAGAACUCAUUAAAAGUAAAUCAGGCGGCGGUAUGGAUGACCACGAUGUCCUUGGUUUGACUGAGAUAUUUCUCUCACUGCCUAUGUAAUAUCUUCCUACAGUGCAAUGACUGAUGGAGCCUUGCUAUGCUAAGAUGUAACCAAAAUGAUUUAAAAGAUGUUUGAAUAAGAACAAUUCUGAUUGCAGUGUUUCUUCAAAUUUCAUUACACCUCUGGGAAAUCCUCCCAAAUGAUUUUUUUUAACUCUCUGUCAAUCUUCUGAGCCUUCUCGUGACAUUUACAGCCAGCAAAUCUUUACUAGUCAUGGAUUACUGAUGGGAAGUUUGUUUUCAGAGCUAUUAAGUCAAUCCAGAAGAAGCCUGGAUAAAUUGUCUGGAUGCGUCAAGCAUACAUGGAGUAGAAGUUUGGAUAAAGACAGAGAUAAGUUAAAGCAAUGCUGAAUAAAACAAAAAAAAAACUUUCUGAAAUGUG